Eleginops maclovinus (Patagonian blennie) is the source of this 3188-nucleotide messenger RNA. It is a transcript of the gene polk, whose product is annotated as polymerase (DNA directed) kappa. Gene Ontology annotation, cellular component: nucleus. Gene Ontology annotation, biological process: error-prone translesion synthesis. The transcript has 15 exons. Gene Ontology annotation, molecular function: DNA-directed DNA polymerase activity; damaged DNA binding. The coding region runs from base 142 to 2733 and encodes 863 amino acids. The record is from RefSeq and is a predicted model, not a curated record. Lineage: Eukaryota; Metazoa; Chordata; Actinopteri; Perciformes; Eleginopidae.
GCAAUGACGCAGGUACGCGGAAGUGCCGCCAAAACCGUCCGGUCAAUUUUAAAAACACACAGGCAUGAACGUUAAACAGCUGAUGAAAUAUAAUUCAGCGUGAUUGAUCCUGUUCACAGGCGAAAGGAUCCAUUCUUCAGGAUGGAGAAGGGGGAUGCAUCCACUAAAGGAGAGGGCCUCCUCUCCAGGAUGGCCCUCAAUGACAACAAGGCUGGUAUGGAGGGUCUUGACAGGGACAGGAUCAACAAGAUCAUCAUGGAGUCGUCAAAGGGGUCUAGAUUUUAUGAGAACGAGUCCAAGAGAGAGCAGCAGGUGAACCAGCGCAUUGAGAAAAUGAUGCUACAAAAAGCAAAGAUCACAGAACAACAGUUAAAGAAAGCCCAGGCUCAGGUGGAAAAGAUGGUUGCAGAGCUAGAGAGAAGUCGUGAUCUCAACCGUCUGAUUGUACACGUGGAUAUGGAUGCUUUCUACGCUGCUGUGGAGAUGAGGGACUGUCCUGAGCUGAAAGAUAAGCCCAUGGCUGUAGGAUCCAUGAGCAUGCUGUCAACAUCCAACUACCAUGCCAGGAAGUUUGGAGUCCGAGCCGCCAUGCCUGGCUUCAUUGCAAAAAAGCUCUGUCCCAACUUAGUUAUUGUUCCAACCAACUUUGACAAAUACAGAGCUGUGAGUGACGAGAUCCGUGAGAUUUUUGCAGACUAUGACCCUCAAUUCCAGCCGAUGAGCCUGGAUGAAGCUUAUCUGGAUUUCACAGAGCACCUGGAACAGAGGCAGAGCUGGCCUGAAUCCUCACGAACACAUUGCUUCCGCACCAGCAGCACCACUAAAGGUGAAGAGAAGAUUGAUGUUUCCCAGGAGGCAGAGCCGGAGGAGAGGGACCUCUCUCCGGUCCUGUUUGAGGACAGCCCGAGCUCCUCACCCUGCUUGUCGGGAUCUGAAGCUGACGGUGCUGCUGGUGGUGCGUUUGAGGUGUUUGGGACGUCUGUUGAGGAAGCUGUGAGAGAGAUGCGUUUCCGCAUUGAGCAGAAGACCACGUUGACUGCAAGUGCAGGAAUUGCUCCAAACACGAUGCUUGCUAAGGUGUGCAGUGACAAGAACAAGCCAAACGGCCAAUACAGACUCCCCUCCACCAGAGAGGCAGUCAUGGACUUCAUCCAGAGUCUCCCAGUUCGCAAAGUUUCUGGCAUAGGAAAGGUGAGUGAGAAGAUGCUGAACGCUCUGGGCGUCAGUAGCUGUUCUCAUCUGGGCCAGCAGAUGGCGUUGCUGUCGAUGUUGUUCUCGGAGACAGCCUGGCAUCAUCUCUUGCAGGUUUCCCUGGGUCUGGGCUCUACACAUAUACAGAGGCACGAAGAAAGAAAAAGCAUGAGCACAGAAAGGACAUUUAGGGAACUGAGUAAAGUCGAGGAGCAAUUUUCUUUAUGCAGAAAGCUCUGUGAAGAGUUAGCAGAAGACAUGAAGAAAGAAGCUCUAAAGGGAAAAACUGUCACGCUGAAGCUGAAGAACGUCAACUUUGAGGUGAAAACCCGGGCACUGACUCUGUCGUACGCUGUAUCUACAGUGGAUGAGAUCUUUGCUGCUGCUAAGGACCUACUGAAAACAGAAAUCGACAAUGUUAGCCCCCAGCCGCUCCGCUUGAGGCUCAUGGGUGUGAGGAUCUCCGCCUUUGUCAGUUCGGAUGACAAAAAGCCGCUGCAGAAGAGCAUCAUUGGCUUUCUUCAGCAAGGAAAGACAGACUCCUCCCAAGGAAUCCAUCAAAGGCUUGAAAAAGAGCAUCUCGUAAAUCCCUCCUCCCAAACAGCGCCAUCUGAUUGUCUUUCCUCGGCGCAGAAGUGCCAGAGACAAGAGGAAGCUACCUGGGGGAGGGGCUCAAAGACCGGUGAAGAACCCAAACAGUCUUUCUUCCAAAGGGCUCAGGCCAAAAGACUGCAACUCCAGGUAGCAAAUGCAAACACACAAGCGGAAGGACAUGGGGAAAAUGCUUCUGUGAUUACUUCCACAGGUAUGAAUGCUGAAGAGGGUGAAGGAUCAUCAUUAAAAGCACACAACAGUACCUGUUCAGCCUCAGAUCUCGAAGGAAAAGAUAUGGUCCCUCUCGUAGAGGCCCAGGCAUCCACAUCAGGCUGUGUUGUCACAGUGUCGGAGAGACUCACCUGUCCAGUGUGUUUCGGGCAAGUGGAGACUACUGAUUUGAAUGUCUUCAACAAACAUAUUGACCAGUGUCUCAGCAAUGCCUCUACAAAGCCAAACCAAUAUAUAAUAUCUGACACAGAGUCAGAUUUUGAUCACAGUGACCACAAAGAAUGUGAAGUGUUGGAGUCGAACAGAGAUGAUCCUCAGGAAGACCAACACAGCUUGGGUUCACUUCAGACUGUUUUGUUGAUAAAUGAUGACAACGAAACGCUGACCUCGGGACAGCCUCAGUCAUGUGACGAUAAAGGCCCCGUCCUCAUCUGCCCAGUGUGUCAGCUGACCCAGGAUAGUGAUGACCUCACUAUCUUUAACCACCACGUUGACCUCUGCCUGAACCAGGAGGUCCUGCACCAACUUCGGGGGCAGACAUUAUCUCCCAUAAAUCCACCGUCAGCUAUAAAUAGCAAGGCCAUAGACAGAGCCCGUCUCCUGUCAACACAAGCAAGUAAAGGCAAAAGCAAAAGACGGGACUCGCCUUCCUCCCCUCCUUCUAAAAAGGCUAAAGGACUCGGCCCUCACAACACCAUCGACAAGUUCUUCAGGUGACGGUGAUGCAUGGUGUCCCAGUUUUCUUCAGGAAAUGAAAAGCCUCCACAGGGAAGGUUUUCAUUGAACACAAAGCCAUAUUGAAGGUUUCUAUUUAAAAACCAUUUGUAAAUCUAUGAAAUAAUGAUGAAUGAAGCUAAGCAUUUGCACUUAUAUGCCUUAUUUGCUAUUUAUAAGCCAUGACUAGACAAUAAAUUAAAGGUCAAUUCUGUUUUAAGUCUAGAGAAUUAAUGGAAGUAUAUGUGCACAAUUCUUUGUCUAUAUUUGUUACCGCUGAAGAUGAGUGUAAUGUUUUUGCAAAGCGGAUCAAGAAGUGUUGGUUUUUAAUUUAUACUCGGAAAAUUAUCUUAUUCAUAUAUUUUCAUUUCCAAUUGUAUUUAUUGCAGUUUCCAAUGAUCAUACACAGAUGUUUGAAUAUGAAGAUAAGAGACUCCUUCUAUCAUAAUAAAAUAAAU